AUGGCUGCCCUUAUUCCCAUCGCCAUUCAUCGCCAUCCGCUUCAGGACACGACAGAGGUCACGGCCGUGCAGGCCGCCGUGCUCUACACCUGGAGUGUGGCAAUCGCAGCUGUAGAUUUCGCGCGGCAAGCGGCAAGCGCCGCUGCCAACGCCAUCGGAGUUGAUGCUGCCCUCACAUCGACCACCGCCCCGCCGGUGGCAGCGGGCACGACGUUCCUCACAGGCCCGCUAACGCAGCUGGUGCACAGGGUGGUGGCGCUGGCGGCGCUGCACACCCUCCUGGCGCUCGCUGGCAUUUGGCUCGGUGCUUCACGGCUGCACCGGAGGGCCCGGGCCCACACAGGCGGUGCGAGCGGCGAUGGGGGCGGGGACGGGGACAUAGAGCUGGAACAGUCGCAUUUAUUGCUGCAGGGUGCUCUUCAGCUAUGGGGGAAGCAGCGACACGCAGCGAGCGCCGUCAGGGAAGGUGGUACAGGGUGUGGGCAGCAUCGGCUGGACGAGGGCGAUAUUGCAGGAGCAGCAGCAGCAGCAGUGAGGCGACUGCAGCGGUGGUUUGUGUCCAGAAGCAGCAGCGGCAGCGGCCGCGGCUUGGUGGUGACGGGGGUUCGCCGGGGCCGCAAGCUUGCGGCCGCGAGCAGCAGACCGGUGGAAGCGGAAGGGGGUUAUGCGGGAGGGGGGCAUGCGGGAGGGGUCUGCGGCAGCGGCGGCGGCGGCGGUCGCAUGACACCUCCUGUGUCUGCGCCGUUAGCAGGAAAUUGCCGGCACCAAAUUUGGGAGGGUCAGGCCCGGCACAUGCAAGACGAGCAACAACAUGAGCAGUCAUCGCAACAGCAGGAGCAGCAGCGCCGAUUGCAGGAGGGCGAACAGUGGAAAGAGGGAAUGGAGGAGGCGGAGUUGCCGGCGGCAUCGGCGAGGCGAUGGAGCCAACGGCCAAGCUACUUUUGGAUUGUGAAUAGUGUCUGCAGCUGGCUGGCGGGGCUGGCGCGGGCGGCGUUGCUCGUCCUUCUGGCUCCUCUGGCUGCCGUACCAGCGGCAGGGGCAGCAGCAUUCGCAAAUGCUGCUACUGCUACUGGUUCUAAAGCCACCUCUAUGCUGUACGUCGACGGGGGGAUCGAUCUGCAGAGCGGAGAGGCCGCCUUGACGGCGACUGUCGUACUUCUAGCGCACCUGAUCGCCAGCAAUCUGUCGCCGUGGGCUUAUGGCAUCCAGUCGGCGGCGGCCGCCGCCGCCGGCGCACUGCUGCACUGCCGCCUGGCGCCGUCGGCAUCAUUACAGGCGCUGGUCGCUGCGUACGGCGGCCUUUGGCUGGCGGCGGCGGCGCUAUCGUAUCAUCUUGCGAGCUCGUGUCGGAAGGCGGCAGCGUCAUCAUCACAACUGUUGUACCCUCUCCGCCCUGCGGCGGCCAGCGCUGUCAGCGCCGCCGCCGCUGAUGCCGACGCCGACGCCGUUGAGGCCGUCAAGGAGCAGACCCUCGCAAGCCCGCCCCUCGCAAACGAGACGUCGGUGGAGGCGAGUAGCAGUCGACGGUUGGUCCGGCCGCCACGCCUUGGCCCCAGCUUUAGCCGUGUGACAAGUACUUCAAUCAACAACGCCGGCGACGAUUCGAGCCCAUUUAUCACCGGCGCCGGCACCGACUUCGAUACGGACGCCGGAAGCGACCUGAUUAUGGGCUCCAUCCACCUUUCUGCCAGCCCGCGGCGAAGCGUAUUGGGCCAGCCGGCCCAGCCGCGCUUCCCCACCUCUCACAGCGGCGUCACACCCAAUCCUACACGAGUACAGGAAGCCCUGUCGACGCGGCCACGGCUCAGACGGACGGACUCCGUGAGCUCGCAAGGCCGUGUAGCCGCGGGUGCGGGUGUGGGUGUGGGUGCUGGCACAACUGCCCUGACGGAUCCGCAAGGCCGCUUUCCCGUGGCGGGAAGGGCCGGCCAGCCAAUGUACGGAGCUGGAACCGUGGCGGCGGCGGUGCCGCCGCAGCAGCAGCGGCUGCUGCUGCCGCCGCUGGCGGCGAAGCGCGCCUCCCUGGACUCGCUGCCGCCAAAGCCUCAUCCAGCAUAUCCUGUGUUGGCUGGGACGUCGGAAGAGGUUACGUUGUCGCACGUUCGGCGCGCGUCUUCCGAGCGGCCGCCGAGCCUGGGCAGGCAACCCGUGGCCUUGACGCCGUCAGGAGCGCCGGUGUCCAACCUGCAGCAGUCUCAAUCCUGCGGACCCGCCCAGGUCCCUUUUUCCUUUGCGAGGCGGCAAUCUGCGCCGGACGGCACCGCCGGCGGCGGCGCUGCUGCAGCGGCAACGACUGUCGUCGCUGCCGCAACCCCGGCAGCGGCAGCGGGCUUUGCGGCUGGCGGCGUAGUCCGCGCGGGAGGCAGUGUUAACAAGGUUACUACUGCUAACCAGCACGCGGCCAACCCAGCGACGACGGUUUGGACGGGCGCGGGGGCCCCGCGAGCAUUACAUGGCGGCGGCGGCGACAUCGCGGAGCCGGGCGGUACGGCUGGGCCGCAGGGCGCCGCCGCGCUGCAGGCGAGGAUGUUACCCUAUGCAGGGUCGCUAUCGGGCGUCGCCCCUGGCGGCGGCGCCGCCGCUGCCGCCGCCGCCGCCAACGACCACUCCAUGCUGUCGUCGGUCAUCUUGGAAGCUGACGUGUACGACAGGCUGUUGUCGUCGGCGUCAUCGCCAUUCCUGUUGAACCCCAAUUCGAUCAUGCGGUAUCCUUCCACAGCCAACACUGGAACGAUACCCCUGCCGGCGGCUCUCGCCUCACCGUCCUCUUUCGACUGGAGAGGCACGGCUAGCGGCGCCGCCGCUGCCGCCGUCGCCGCCGCCGUCGUACCGACAGCGGUGACGCCGACGGUGUCAUCGUUCAAGAUUCCAGCGGCGCACCGGAUCGUCCGCCGGGGGAGCGACGCAGCGGCGGCGGCGGAGGAGGGCGAGCUGCAGAGCAGCGAAACGGGGCCGCGGAGCGGCGGCGGCGAUGGCGGCUGGGCCAGGGCAGCACCGGGGUCCCGGUCUCGGCUGGAAAGGGUGACGGCGGCGGCGGCGGCAAUAGAGGAGACGAUGGCCCCUCCUCGUCAGGUCAUUGUUCUUGCCGACGGCCGUCAGGUCUAUCAGUCGGAUGUCUUGGCAGCGGCCGCCAGCGCCUCCCCGCACAGCAGCUCGACGCCGCUCGCGUCUGUGGAGCGCCACUGGGCUCCGACGGCGGUGAUGGGGACCCGGGAUCUGCUGCACACCUCGAUGGCCGGCUCCGAAACCGAUGCGCUGGGCACCGGCAGGGCAGCGGCGAUGGGGUCUUCCCUGGCUUCGACAACGGCGGGCGCGAUUUCGAGGCACUUGUCGUACACUACGCGCGGCGGCGGUGUCAGCGGCCUCAGCGGCGCGUCGUCAGCGGUGGAGCCGCUUUCGUCCUCACCUGCGUCGUACUCGCCGUACUUGCAGCCAUCCGGAGAGCGCUGUGACGGGAGGCAGUACGGCGACGGCGUUGGUGGUGAGGUUGCGGUACGGCAAUUGUCGGCAGGGGCUGGCGGGCGCAUCCGCCAGUGGGCAGCGGCGGCCCAGAGCCGCUCACAAUUGCAAUUUCAGCUCCGUAACGCAGCGUCAGUUGGGGGCAAGGCGACGGUGGCGGCGGCGUGGCCAUCAUCCAUGUGCGGCGGCGGUACUGCAGUUGCCGGCUCAUUUUCUGGCACCGCUGCACGCGGCGGCGACUGUGCAUCAUGCAAAUCGCCGUCGUAUGCCACGCGCGGCGGCGUCACUGGCGGCGUCACUGGCGGCUACGGCACGAGCACCUCCGGCCGUAUUUCCAGCAGCUACGGGCCCGCAAGCGGUGCCGGCUCCAGCGGAGCUGCGUUGACAAUGGGCGGGACGAGCGGCUCGAUGUCGUACGGUACCGUGGAGACCGGUGGCAGCCUCCGCGGCGGCGGCGGCGGCGGCAGCCGUGGCGGCGGUACGGUGUCGUACCCUCGGUCCUCUUUAGACCUGGGCCGGCACCUUCACGACACGGGCCUUAUUCGAAUCGGCGAGGAGGAGGCGGGCCUGGACAAUGAUGAUGCAUAUCGGGCCGAUAGCACCUUGUUCGGAACCUGCGACGACGGCGACGGCGGCGGCAUCGACCGGUACCCCUCUAGCAUAGGCGGGUACAGUUUCUGUAACGGCAGUGAAAGCGAUCGUCGCUCAUCUAUUCAAGAGCGCCGCAGCAACGCCACCGCCAGUGGCGACCUGCAACAUUCCAGGCGAGCAGCGGCGGCGGUGCCGCCAUCGUACUGCAGCAGCAGCGUCGGAUCGGGCGCAGUGGGCGAUAUAACGGGGUCCGUCCCGCUUGUAACGAUGACGACGGCGGUGGCGGCAGGGCAGCAAGGCCUUAUGAGCCGUGUACGGCCGCGUAGCGGACGGGGAAUUUCCCAUCGGCAGAAGCAGCAGCUGCAAGCGCCAACCUUAAUGUCCGGCGGCGGUGGCGGCUCCGCUGCCGCUGUCACCAGCGCUUCGGGGUCUUCCUGGUCCGCAUAUGGGACUCGGAGCUCCGUCGACGUUCCGCACGCCGCGCUCAGCGCUGGAGCUGCCGGUGACGGCGGCAGUAGCACCGGACCGCUGGGCUCCGGAGCAAUUGCAGGUGUCGGUAACGGCAGCGGCAGGGCCUCCCUGGCUGAGGCCCAUCAGCAGCAUCAGCAGCAGCACCCGCGUGGAUUGGCAGAUUCGUCGGCACAUCCGUCGCCGUUAGAAAACCAUCAAACUGCGGCAUCCGCGACACCUUCCAACGGUCCUCUUCCGCAGCUGCACGGCAUGAAGGGAAUGGAUGCCGCGGUUGUCACUGCAGCCGCCGCCAUCGCUACGGCCCCUCGAGGCAGCGGCAGCGGCAGCUCUGCCGCUGCGGCAGCCGCCGCCGUGGCCAUCGGCGGCGCCUCGGUCGUCGGCAGCGGCCGUUACCUAGCGAGCGGCGGCAGCUAUAGAAGCUCCCAGAACAACUCCUCUCUGCUAUCCUUCACGGACGUCACGGUAGGGUGUCACGUGGCGCCACCCGCCGGCACAGUCGCGGGGGCGCCCGCCGCCACCAGCAGCCACAUUCGCUGCCAAUCCUCCGCAACUGCAGCUACUGCGACAGAUACAGCCAGCGGCGGUGCCAUCGUGGUGACGCUGAUGCGCGGCAUUGUGGUCAACACUCCGCAGAACAGCAGCGGCGGUGCCGUCGACAACGACACAGUCUCAGUGGCGCCAGCGAUGGCGGCGGCGGUUCUAGGCACCGCCACCGCGGCCGCCGCCGCCGCCGCGAUCACCGUCGUAAGUCAUGGAAGCAGCACUACCUCUGAAGGAGGCAAGGGGGCCGCCAGUUUGCGGUUCCUAGCGUAUCCACAAACCCUGGCGCCCAUGUUGGGUUCCGGGUCGACUGGGCGGGGCAGCCAGGCGGCGCUGAGAGCGCUUGGCGGCGCCGGCGCGGUGCCGGCGUUGGGCUCCGGCGCAGCCAUCCGCGGAAGCAACGGCACCGCCGUUCCUAGCAGCAGCGGACGGCUGGGCUUCGCCGCAGCUACCGCAGCCGGCGGCGCCGGAGGCGGAGGAGAACCAAGGAUGCCUUCCAGACCAACAUUGCCGGAGUUACUGGCGAGCACCGCUGCGGUGGCGGCGGCUCUCGGUAAUACGCCAGGGUACGGCGGCGGGACCGCCGCUGGCCCCGCAGCGUCGCCGUGGGUGUCACCUGCGUUGUCGGCGCCGUUGCGCGACGUCAUGUCGGCGUCGCCGCAAUUUGCAGCAGCGCCGCAGCUGCCGCUGCCGUUGCCGCCGCCAGGGCAGACCGGCGCUGGCGCCGCGUCUACAAGCAAUCGCCGCGGUAUGGGAAGGCAAGCGAGCUUCAAGUCCUAUCGCGUUAUUCUCGACCUAUUCAGGCAUGAUGAUGGCGGCAGCGGCGGCGGCGGCGGCGGUCUCAGCGAUUUCAGUGCCGCCGCCGUCGGCCGCGACGCCAGCUGUUCCACGGGUUGUUCCCAUCGCACGGCGGAAACUGCCGGCUCCGCCGGCGGCGCCUCCGCCGUGGCCACGCCCUCGCAGCCCCUCUCACAAACUCUAGGCGCUGCGCGCCGUUUGGGCAUGUCUUGGUUUGGGCAGAUCCUGGCAACCAAGCGCUCGUCUAUUAUGGGCGUCAGCGGCGGAGGCGGAGGCUUGCUUGCGUCCCCGCCGCCGUCAUCGCAGCUUGCUCCGCCUGGGCAGUCUGAGCACCUGACGAACUACAAUGGUGCUGCCAGCUGCGGCCCCGGCGGCAGCGGCGUCGGCGAAGUUCAAGCGCUCGACGGCAGGGUGAGCGCCGCCAGCGGCGGCGGCGCCGCCGCCGCCGCCGCCGCCACCACGGGCAGGUCCUCGCAGCAGCUGACGCGUUUGAUGGACGAUACGGCGAGGUUGUCGCCUGUGCAGGGAGUGCUGCGGGGGUUACGGAAGCGCUUCCGGGGGGGGAAGAAAAGCCUUACCAGCGGUUCCGGAGCCAGAGAAUAG
Volvox carteri f. nagariensis is the source of this 6462-nucleotide messenger RNA. RefSeq lists its product as uncharacterized. The transcript is spliced from 6 exons. The record is from RefSeq and is a predicted model, not a curated record. Lineage: Eukaryota; Viridiplantae; Chlorophyta; Chlorophyceae; Chlamydomonadales; Volvocaceae. The coding region runs from base 1 to 6462 and encodes 2153 amino acids.